AUGCAAAAAUCUGAGAAACAACAUCCCCCUCUAGGUCAGACGAGAAAACCUCCAACACUUCAAGAAUCACUAGACUUUGAGCGCAUAGUUGCACCUUUAGCAUCAUUUGACACCAUAGACCUUGGAGAUGAUGACCUGACCCCCACUGAUGAGGUGCAGCCCAUUUCUAGUCACACAUGUGCAACGUCGUUUACCAACAAAAAUCUCACAGUGAGCUCCACUGGACAAGCCACCAGACCCUCAGAUCUGAAAAGUUUACACACCAAACAGGCUGUAGCCCAGGACUGUGCACUACACGACCAGGAUCUCACCCCUACCACAGAACAAGGCACCCCAUCAAAACUGGUGGAUAAGUUCCACUCACCAACUAGCCAGAACAGGUCUAAGUGUCACAGUGGUGAAGGUCUGGACACCAGCAAUACAGCUAGGGCUAUAUCACCGCCUUCUGUUAAUUAUACAGAAAGCAGUGUGGAAAAUGUUAGUAAUGCUGUAGGUGGUCACAAGGCGUCCAUGUCUAACACAGCACCCCAGGUUGCCGAGGCCAAGGCAAAGCAAAACAAGAAACCCAAGAAGCAACGGAAGAGAACAAAUUCCUCUUCUUCAUCAGAAUGGAGUGAUGACGAAAGUAGCAAAGGUUCAGCAGGUGUGUCUUGGAGCAGAAGAGUUCAUAUAUAUGGCAAAAUUAAUAAGUCACCAACCCCUAGUAGCCCCGGAUUGGCCCUCCCUCCUCUACCCAAGGAAACUUCCCCAAAAGAUAGCUCUAUAGAAACAGUAGAGAUUCUCGAUUUGAGCAAAGCCAGUGCUUCAAAGAAAAAAGCUUAUUUGAAAAAGCUACAGAGACUUCAGGUAAAAACAAACCCCAUUGAGAGACCAAGAAGCACCACACCCAUCAACAUUUUCACGCUUGAUGAAUAUGUCCACUAUAGCUCUCCAGAAGCGUCACCCGGUGCUGAUAAGAUCAAAAUUAAACUGCCCGAUGAAGAGUUCAGUCCACGCAAUGCUGAGAAGGACAAUCUGUGCUUUAACUUUAAUGAAGAAGAUCUGUUCAGUCACACAAGGUCUGGCAUUCUAGUGACUAAUGACGCUCAGGUUCCUACCAACCCCCAGUCUCCUAGACGGGUGCUUAUACCUCCUAGUCUAACGCCCACAAGUUCUCCCAGCCGAUCUGCAGCCAGCUCCCCACGGUCCCCACGAUACAUCUACUGCCCGUCAACAAACACACAUUUCCAGUAUCCAGGUGAAACAGCCGAACAUCAGCCAGCAGUUUCUGGCCUUGUCUGCAAUAAUAACUGGGUAAGAUUCGAGGAUUCUUCAAGUUCAGGAAAACCUGUAAGAUCUCUGAGUCAGGCAAAGCCACAGUCAAAGCCAGUAACACUCCCAACAUCAGUGAAACCAAAUUCCCCACAGAAUAUAUCUGGAGACACAGAGGAAAUCCUUGAGGUACGUGUUGUGGAAGAUGGCAAUGCCAAGCGAGACUGUAGUAUUAAAAUCCUCCCGGCUGAGACUUCCCACUCUGCCCCAGUCCUAGAAUCAAAGGUACCCAAUGUGGCCACAGCAAUUGCCUCAGCUUUAAACAAUACUGAUGAUGAUGAUGUUGAAGAUGACAAAAUUGAGCCUCCCAAUAAAGCAGCAGAACAGAGUUCCCCAGUAAAAGAAACUAAUUGUCAAAAGGUAAGAGACUGA
Messenger RNA from Liolophura sinensis, 1683 nucleotides. RefSeq names its product mucin-2-like. The transcript has a single exon. Lineage: Eukaryota; Metazoa; Mollusca; Polyplacophora; Chitonida; Chitonidae. Bases 1 to 1683 code for a protein of 560 amino acids. The record is from RefSeq and is a predicted model, not a curated record.